Molecule: messenger RNA, 603 nt
Organism: Quercus lobata
Lineage: Eukaryota; Viridiplantae; Streptophyta; Magnoliopsida; Fagales; Fagaceae
Exons: 1
Coding region: 1-603 (200 amino acids)
Source: RefSeq, a predicted model, not a curated record
AUGCGCCCUGCACGAGUAUUAUCGGUGGCUCAACUGCCUGUCGAGGAGUCCCAACCAGUGCUGAAAAGGACCAGAAUGAGCUUUCGUCUCGUUUUGAGUUUUUCGGAGGAAGACAAGAUUGGGACCAUCCAACCCCCCGACGAUGCGCUGCUAAUCACCCUCAGAAUCGGGGACUACGAUGUUAAAAGAGUGAUGGUGGAUGGCGGCAGCGCGGCUAAGGUUAUGUACCUCGACCUAUACAAGGGGUUGGGGUUAAAACUAGAGGGCUUGAUGCCCUACAACUCCCCUCUGAUGAGCUUCGACGGGAAGCUUGUCAUUCCAAUGGGCAUGAUUAGGCUGCCCAUCCAGACUAGCCCGGAGAUAGUGGAGGUGAAUUUCAUCGUGGUGGACACUUACUCUCCCUAUACAGCCAUCAUUGGUAGGCCCUGGCUCCAUACCUUAGGGGCUGUUGCUUCCUCGUUACACCAGAAGGUGAAAUUCCCGUCAGGGGACCAAGUCUUUGAAAUGCAUGGUUGCCAACCCACAGCGAGGCAAUGCGUGGUAGCGGCCGUCUCAUAUCGGCUCGAUAUAGAGUCAUCGGCCUCCGCUGAGAAGAAUUUAUAG